AUGAAUUAAAUGGAUGGAUUGAUUGAAGAGAAUACACAAUUAAAGAAGGCCAUUAUAUCCUCAAAAGCUGUCAUAUCGAGGAAGAUAAAUGAGUUUGAAACUCUACAAGCUAUCAAUGAUGAAUUAAAAUAACAAGUUGAUAAGUUGAAAUUGGAUAAUAAUGAAUUGAACCAAAAAUUUAGAAUUGCACUUCAUGAAAAAAAGUAGACAGAAUAAUAAUUUGAUAAUGCCAGCAAAAAUUGGAAAUUGUUGAUUGAACAAAAACAAAGAGAAUUAGAAGAUAUCUAAAAUAAAUUGAGUCCCUCUUUUGAUUAGGAUAUGAUCAGAAUUAAAUUGUUAAACGAAUUAGAAAUACCCCAUAGAUAAUAACUUGAAGUUAAAUAGAUUGAAAUUGAAAAGUUAAAUGAAGUUAUUUAUCAACUGAAAAGAAAUUUGGAUCUUGAAAUUGCAAAAGUUGAAACAACAAAAUUAGAAAAUGCUAAAGAAAUUAAAUUACUUCAAGAUAGAUUUAAGUUGGAUAUGUCUGAUUAAUAACAUUAGAUUCAAGAACUUACAAAAAUAAUAGAAGACAGCAAGGAUAGAGAUGUAAUUAGGAGACUAAGAAAAGAUUUAGAUGAAUAUAAAUUAAAAUUUAAUAAUGCAGACAUUGAAAAUUAAGAAUUAAGAAAUGAGAGAGACAAGAUAAGAGAAGAGAAAAAUGAAAUCAUGAUUAAAUUUGCCAGGUAAAUAGAUUAAGAAAGAAAUGAUAAACGUUAAUAUAAAAGUGACUUUGAUAAAAUAUAAGUGAGAACCAGAUUUAUCGAAGAUGAAUUAAGAAAGGAGAAGCAAAGAAGGGAGUAAGUGUCUACUGAUUUUGAAAUUAUGAAAACAGAAAAAGAUUAAUUAUUAACAGAAAUAAGAAAGAAGGAUGACACCAUUCAUUAUCUACAGAGAAAAAUCGGAGAUAUGGAAGAAGAACAAUUAGAAUAAGAAUAAAAGGUUUAAGAUAAGUUAACUCGUCUUUAUUAAGAUGAGCACGAUAAGUAUUUAUAAGAGAGAAAUAAAGCAGUUACAUUGUAGAAAGAUCUUGAUAAUUUAAAAAAGAGGUUUAGUGAUUUACAAGAUGAUUACAAAAUACUAAAGGAUAGAUACUUAAAGGAAAAUAGUGAUAAUAAGGAUAACAACAAAACCUAAAAUGAAGAAUUAGAGAAAUUAAAGAAGAUUGUGUCAUAGUAGCUCAAAGACAUAGGUGAUUUAGAAAGAUCAAAUAAAAAUAGAGAAGAAUAAAUACACGACAUUGAAAACGAAAAUGAAACCUUGAAGAGAAGAAACAGAGAAUUACAACAUAGAAUAUAACUAAUUGAAGUUAAUCCUUUACCCUCACCCUAAUAAACAUAGAUGAUAUAUAAUUAAUCAUAAUACCCAAGUUUUGCUUAAGUCCCUCAAUAUGCUCAAUAGAUAUAAGAAUAAUAUGAUACUAAACCUAAAUAAAACAUUGUUAUUUAAUCUGAAAAUGAACCUUAAAAUUAAAAUUCAACUUAGGCGUAAAAGUAGAGUAUGUAAUAGAUUACAGAGGAAAAUAGAUCCUUGAUUCAAAAAAAUAAAAAACUCAACAAGAAAUUAAAGGAAGCUAAUGAUAAAAUUUUAGAGCUUUCAAUGAAAAAUACCCUUUUAGAAAAGUAAUUAUAAAGGCAGUAUUCUGUCCCUUCUGUGGCAUAUCAAGGAUAAUAAGGAAAUUAUACUCACUCUCAAUCUCCCCUCAGAUAUCCUUAUGAAGACUAUGAAUAGAGAGAUACUAGACAAUUUUAGCAGACUCAUACUGAUACAAGGUUGGAUCGAUUUGAUAAAUAGGAUAGAUAUGCUUAACCCAAUUAAGAUAAAUAUCAAUAAAGAAAAAUAUCAGGAACAAAUUAAUAAUCUAAAUAGGGCUAUUCAAAUGGGAUUCAUGAGGAUGAUUUGCUCAAUAAAGUGAUGAUGCUAACUAAUAAUAAUACUAAUUAGACUCAAUAUUGGUGA
Paramecium tetraurelia is the source of this 1995-nucleotide messenger RNA. RefSeq lists its product as uncharacterized. The record is from RefSeq and is a predicted model, not a curated record. The transcript is spliced from 2 exons. Lineage: Eukaryota; Ciliophora; Oligohymenophorea; Peniculida; Parameciidae.